This is a messenger RNA of Lathyrus oleraceus (garden pea), 361 nucleotides long. RefSeq names its product glycine-rich RNA-binding protein. Bases 53 to 361 code for a protein of 102 amino acids. The record is from RefSeq and is a predicted model, not a curated record. Gene Ontology annotation, biological process: miRNA transport. The transcript has 2 exons. Gene Ontology annotation, molecular function: RNA binding. NCBI's taxonomy places the organism in Eukaryota, Viridiplantae, Streptophyta, Magnoliopsida, Fabales, Fabaceae.
UUUUCUUCAAUUCCCAUUUUAAUCCUAUUACUAGGUUUUUCCCUCCAUUUCCAUGGCCGAAUCUGAGUAUAAAUGCUUUAUUGGUGGACUUGCUUCGGCCACUUACGGCUAUGCUCUUGGCAAAGCAUUUUCUUCCUUUGGCGAAAUCAUCGAAACGAAGGUCAUCAUUGAUCAUGAAAGUGGAACAUCGAGCGAAUCUGAAAUCGUCACAUUUGCAUCGGAGCAGUCAAUGAAAGACGCCAUUAAAACGAUGCACGACCAGGAGCUACAUGGCGGUAAAAUCACUGUGAACGAGACUCAAGGCCACGACAAUGGUGGUGGUUCCGAAGGAGAUAACGUUGCGUUGAUUGAAAUUGAAUAA